Molecule: messenger RNA, 11001 nt
Organism: Lucilia cuprina (Australian sheep blowfly)
Lineage: Eukaryota; Metazoa; Arthropoda; Insecta; Diptera; Calliphoridae
Exons: 24
Coding region: 64-10716 (3550 amino acids)
Biological process (GO): peptide catabolic process; proteolysis
Cellular component (GO): cytoplasm
Molecular function (GO): metalloaminopeptidase activity; peptide binding; zinc ion binding
Source: RefSeq, a predicted model, not a curated record
ACUUAAUUGUUUCAGAGAGAUCGCAUGUAUUGCUCCCAAUAACUUAACACCCUCUCUGUGUGUAUGUAUUUGUAUCGGUUCGGUGCAAUGGGGGCCGGUAAAUUUUUAAUAUUUUGUUUACUUCUGUGUGUGACGGGUUCAUUAGCCCAAGAAUAUCGUUUAACUAAAAAUAUCAUACCCGAUUUGUAUGACAUACAUAUCAAACCUUAUCUGCGUUCGGAAGACGUUAACAAACAGUUUACAUUCGAUGGUCAAGUCAAUAUAACUCUGCACACAGUUGUCAAGAAUUUAAAAGAGAUUACACUACACAAAGAUCUCAUAGAGGUACUUGAGGCAAUACUUUACGAUGCAAAUGGCAAGGUGGUGCAAAAAAUAGAUAAUAAAUCUAUGAAUUAUGAUUCGAAGACUGAUAAACUUACAUUAAAUUUAUCGACGUCGUUGGCGGUGAAUGAAAGUUAUAAUUUGUACUUUAAAUAUCAGGGUCAGAUACGUGACGGCAAGGAGGGUUUCUAUCGAGCCACCUAUGAUAAUGUUAACUGGUAUGGCAUAACCCAAUUACACAGGAUUGAUGCUCGCACAGUAUUUCCCUGUUUCGAUGAGCCCGAAUUUAAAGCCAAAUUUCGUAUGCAUAUAACUAGGCCCAAUAAGUACAAUUCAUACUUUAAUACCCAAUUAGAAAGAACUACCAGUGAUGAAAACGAUUUCUCCACAGAUCACUUUGAAGAAACUCCUAUAAUGUCCAGUUAUUUGGUGGCAUUUUUAAUAAGUGAUUUUCAGGCCUAUGGCAAUGAGGACUUAAAAAUCAUAAUGCAUUCGAAAUUUAAUGGUAAAACUAAUUUUGCCUAUGAGGUGGGUUUGAAAGCUUUAGACGCCUUAGAUACCUAUACACAAAUACCAUAUAAAUCUAUGGGUAAUACGAUCAUGCAAAAAGUGGGUUCUAAUCAUUUUCCUCAUAGUGGUAUGGAGAAUUGGGGUUUAAUUAUAUAUAAGGAUACGGCUUUGGCUCAUGAACCCGGUUAUACAGAUGGUUGGUCCAAUAAACAAUAUACCGUUAGUUUGGUAACACAUGAAACUGCUCACAUGUGGUUUGGCAAUAGUGUGACUCAUAAAUGGUGGAGUUAUUUCUGGUUAAAUGAAGCUUUACCUAAUUUUUAUCAAUAUUUCUUGGGUCAGGAGAUAUAUCCUGAGUAUGACUUGGAUAAACAAUUUCCUAUUAAGGAAAUUCAUACGGUAUUUGAUAUUGAUGCUACUAAUAAUACACAACCUAUGUCUAGUUCUGAGCAAUCUAUCAAUACACCUUUAGAAAUUGGUUCCAAAUUUAGUGAUAUUGCCUAUUCUAAAGGUGCUGCUAUAGUGCGCAUGAUUAGAAAUUUAAUGGGUAAAGAGAAUUUCGAUGCCGCCAUUAGAGAUUAUUUGAAAGAAAAUCAUUUGAAAACUACCGUACCUGAUGAUCUUUUUAAACAGUUUAAAAAGUAUUGGCCCUCAGGUCCCUCGGUAGAUUUAGAUGAAUUUUUCAAAGACUGGACCGAACAAGUGGGCUAUCCCAUGGUUAUUGUUUCAAUUAGUCCCACGGGACGUUUCUCGGUAAAACAACAAAGAUUUCUGCUAGAUCCUACAGAUGGUAGUGAUGCUUCUCUAAAAUAUACCAUACCUAUUACCUUCAACAAUGAUCAUAUGAAUGAUUUUAAUAAUUUUGUUCCAAAAUUCUAUUUGACCAAAGAUCAAGAUGAAAGAUUAUUUGCUAAUGCGGCUCAUCACAAGUGGAUUAUAGUCAAUACCCAACAAUCGAAUUACUAUAGAGUGUUUUAUGUGGCCGAAUUAUUGCGUGAAAUAUCUAUAGUUUUAAAGGAAUCUGAACACUCGGGUAUACAUGUUAAUAACCGGGCUAGUUUGGUUGAUGAUCUCUUUACCUAUGGCCGCAUUGGCUUAAAAGGUUACGAUGAAGUUUUAGAAUUUAUGGAAUAUUUAGCCACCGAAACCGAAUAUUCACCUUGGCAAGCAGCUUUCAAGGGUUUCGAUACAGUACAUCAACGUUUGACUUUGGCCCAACAAUAUAAAUUUUCUAGCUACCUAUUUGAACUACUUGAUAGGGUAUAUAAGAAGUUGGGUUUUGAAAAUACUAAUAUUUCCGUAUUGGAUGUUUACAAUCGUAAUAAAGUUAUCAGCUGGCUUUGCAAAUAUCACCAUGAGGAUUGUAAUGUUCAAGCCCAAAGUAUGUUCCGUAAAUAUGUAACCUCUUAUAGAAACCCUAAUCCCGAUUUUCGAGAAACCUUAUAUUGUGCUGCUGUGCGUAAUGAUCAAACAGAUAUAUAUGGAAAUUUAAAGGAAAUGUUUUUAAAUCAAAAACUAGCUAGUGAAAAGGAAAAAAUCUUACGUGCCCUGGGUUGUACACGCUAUUUUGUGAAAGAACACUAUGAUUUUAUAUUAUCAAAUAAUGUGGCUGAUGAGUUGAAAGAAGUGGGUCUAAAGAGUUUGUAUAGCCAGACUUCUGAAAAUAUUAUAACGGUAUUUAAUUUAAUGAUUGAAAAUGUAGAGCAGCUAAAGGAAGCCUUACAAACCUGGUCCAAUACCGCUAAUGUAAUCAGUGAAAUUUCCCAAUAUUUAACCACACAAGAGCAAUUGGUAUUAUUAAAACAAUUUACCAAAGACAAAGGCCAUUUAUUCGGUACAUCUGUAACAAUUUUGGAAAAUGCCAUUAAAUCAACCGAAAAGAAUUUCUCUUGGGCUAAAACUCAUUUGACAAAGUUCUUCAAUUAUCUUACUAUACGUAAUGUCAACUAUCGUCUAACUAAAGAUAUUAUACCCGAUUUAUAUGACAUUCAUAUUAAACCUUAUCUAAGAAGUGAAGAUGAAGUGAAACAAUUUACUUUCGAUGGACAAGUUAAUAUAACAUUGCAUGCAGUUAAAGAAAAUCUUAACACGAUAACUUUGCACUCGAAUUAUAUAGAUAUUGCAGAAGCCAUACUUUAUGAUGAUAAGGGCAAGAUUGUGGAAAAUGUUAAUAGUGGUAAAAUACUUUUGGAACCGGUUACCAACAAGUUGACUUUAUACCUAAACUCAAAGCUGGAGUUGUUGAGAAAUUAUACUUUGUAUUUCAAGUAUCAGGGUGAAAUACGUAAUGGUACUGAAGGUGUUUUCGGUAUUACUUAUGACAAUAUCAAUUGGUAUGGCAUAACUCAGUUGCAUAGAAUUGAUGCCCGUUCAGCAUUUCCUUGUUUUGAUGAACCCGAAUUUAAGGCUAAAUUCCGCAUGCAUAUAAGUCGACCCAAAGAAUAUAAUUCUGUUUUCAAUACUAGGCUAAUCGAGUCAACUAUAGAGAGCAACGAUCGAUAUGUGGAUCAUUUCGAGGAGACUCCAGUAAUGUCUACCUAUUUAGUGGCAUUUUUGAUAAGUGAUUAUGAAUCGUAUGGCAAUGAUGAUUUAAAAAUCAUAAUGCAUUCGAAAUUUAAUAAUAAAACUAAUUUUGCCUAUGAGGUGGGUUUAAAGGCUUUAGAGGGCUACGACAACUACACACAGUUACCGUAUAAGUCUUUAGGCAAUACGAUCAUGCAAAAAGUCGGUUCACCUAGUUUUCCUCACAGUGGCAUGGAAAAUUGGGGUUUGGUUAUAUACAAGGAUUCUGUAUUGGCUCACGAACCGGAUUAUACCGAUGGCUGGUACGAUAAACAAUAUACUGUUAGUUUGUUGGUUCACGAAACCGCUCACAUGUGGUUCGGUAAUAGUGUAACACAUAAAUGGUGGAGCUAUUUUUGGUUAAAUGAAGCUUUUGCUCGUUAUUAUCAAUAUUUUAUGGGUCAAGAGCUUUAUCCUGAAUAUGAUUUUGAUCAACAAUUUGUGGUCAAUCAAGUUCAAAUGAUAUUUGAUGUUGACGCUACCAAUAGCACACAACCCUUGACCAGUCUUGAGACAUCUGUUAAUACACCCACUGAAAUCGGAGAUAAAUUUAGUAAUAUUGCUUAUGCCAAGGGAGCCUCCAUAUUGCGCAUGUUUAAAAAUUUAAUGGGUAAAACUAAUUUCGAUAAUGCCAUUAGAGAAUAUUUAAAAGAAAACCACUUGCAAACCACUGUACCUGAAGAUUUCUUUAAAGCAUUGAAAAAAUACUGGCCUUCGGGACAUAAUGUAAACUUAGAUGAAUUUUUCCGUGAUUGGACUGAACAAGAAGGUUAUCCCAUGGUUUUGGUAUCGGCUGUUAAUGGCAGAUAUUCCCUUAAGCAGAAAAGAUUUUUACUGGAUCCUCAAGAUGGUAGUGAUGCCUCUAUUAGAUAUACCAUACCCAUUACCUUUACCCAUGAUAAAAUGAGCGAUUUUUCAAAUCUAACACCCAAAUUCUAUUUAAGUAAAUCACAAUCGGAAAAGGUAUUUGGUAAUAUCAAUCCUCAUCGUUGGAUGAUGGUAAAUAUUCAACAAUCCAAUUAUUAUCGGGUUUUCUACGAUGAUCACUUGUUGGAGAAAUUACGUAUAGCCUUUAAAGAAAAUAAUUUCUCACGUAUUCAUGUAAACAAUCGUGCCAGCAUGGUGGAUGAUCUUUUGACAUUUGCUCGUGCCGGUCUCAGGGGUUACGAUGAGGUUUUGCACUUCUUGGAAUAUUUAGCUACAGAAACAGAAUAUUUACCCUGGCAGUCUGCUUUUAAGAAUUUUGAUCAUUUAUAUCAACGUUUGACUUUGGCUCAACAUGAUAAAUUCUCCUCAUACCUAUUUGAAAUUCUAGAAAAAGUCUAUCUUAAACUGGGCUUCGAGAAAACAAAUGAUUCGGUAUUGGAUGUAUUUAAUCGUAAUAAAGUUAUCAGCUGGCUUUGCAAAUAUCAUCAUGAGGAUUGUAAUGUUCAAGCUCAAAAAUUGUUCCGUUCUCAUUUGUUAGCCAAUACCAAACCAACAACCGAUUUUCGUGAAACUCUAUAUUGUGCUGCCGUACGUAAUGAUAAUACCGAUAUUUAUGGAAAUUUGACGCAAAUUUUCUUGAAACAAAAAUUGGUUAGCGAAAAGGAAAAAAUUCUGCGUGCCAUGGGUUGUAGCCGUUUUAAUGUAAAAGAACAAUUUGAUUUUAUAUUAUCGAAUAAUGUAGCUAACGAACUGAAGGUCAUAGGUUUAAAGGGCUUAUAUAGUCAAACUCCUGAAAAUAUUAUUCCUGUGUUUAACUUGAUUAUUGAAAAUAUCGAACAGUUAUCGGAAAGUUUGCAAGCUUGGUCCACCACUGCUAUGGUGAUCGAAGAUAUUUCUCUGUAUUUAACCAAUCCUGAACAAUUGUCCUUAUUAAAACAAUUUACCCAAGAAAAAGGUUAUUUAUUCGGUACAUCGUUUUACAUUUUGGAGAAUGCUAUUAAAACUGUUGAAAAGAAUUUCAAUUGGUCGACUCAGCAUAUGGGAAAAUUGCUUAAUUAUCUUACACUACGUAAUGUUGAAUAUCGUCUACCGAAAGAGGUGGUACCCGUGGUCUAUGAUAUCUAUAUCAAACCUUACCUUAAGCAAAAAGAUGGUGCUAAACGAUUUACCUUUGAUGGUGAAGUCAAUAUAACUUUACGUGCUAAUGAAAAGAAUCUUAGAAAAAUUAUCUUGCAUAAAGAUUAUAUUGAUAUUUUGGAAGCUAAAUUAUAUGAUGUUAAAGGGAAAUUGAUUGAAAAUAUUUAUAGUGGAUCUAUGCUAUAUGAAUCUUUAACUGACAAGCUUACUGUGUAUUUAUUAAUGCCUUUAGAGAUUGAUACUUCGUACACCCUGUACUUUAAGUAUAAGGGUCAGAUACGCAGCGGUUUGGCGGGAGUUUUCCGAGCCACUUAUGAUAAUGUCAAUUGGUACGGUAUAACCCAGUUGCAAAGAAUUGAUGCUAGAACAGCUUUUCCCUGUUUUGACGAACCCGAAUUUAAGGCCAAAUUCCGUAUGCAAAUAAAUCGGCCCAAUGACUACAAGUCCAACUUCAAUACUCGUCUAGUAAAAUCUACAAAUGAUUCAACCAAUAACUCUAUUGAUUAUUUUGAAGAAACUCCUCUCAUGUCAACAUAUUUAGUAGCUUUCAUUAUUAGUGAUUUUGAAUCUCAUGGUGAUAAAGAUUUUCAACUUAUAAUGCAUUCAAAAUUCCAUAAUAAAACCAAUUUUGCCUAUGAGAUGGGUGCGAAAAUCUUAACAGCUUAUGAUAAUUAUACCCAAAUUCCUUAUAAAUCUUUGGGUAAUGCGAUUAUGCAAAAAGCGGGAUCACCACGUUUUCCACAUAAUGGUAUGGAAAAUUGGGGUUUGGUUAUUUACAAAGACUCAGUAUUGGCUCAUGAACCUGGUUAUACAGAUGGUUGGUCUGACAAAGAAUACACUUUGACUAUUUUGGCUCAUGAGACUUCUCACAUGUGGUUCGGUAAUAGUGUAACCUUUAAAUGGUGGAGUUAUUUCUGGUUAAAUGAAGCUUUUGCCCGUUAUUAUCAAUACUUCUUGGCACAUGAGUUAUAUCCCGAAUAUGAAUUAGACAAACAAUUCACUGUGAAACAAGUACAACUUAUAUUUGCUACCGAUGCCACAAAUAGUACACAACCUUUGACCAGUUUAGAGAGAAAUAUAAAUACACCAAGUGAAAUUGGUUAUAAAUUUAGUGGCAUUACUUAUGCCAAGGGAGCGGCUAUCGUGCGCAUGUUUGCCAAUAUAAUGGGUAAAGAGAAAUUCGAUCAAGCUGUUAGAGAGUAUUUGAAAGAGAAUCAUCUUAAGAACGUAGUGCCCGAAGAUUUAUUCAAAUAUUUGAAAAAACAUUGGCCUAAGGUACACAAAGUAGAUUUGGAUGAAUUAUUUAAAGAUUGGACCGAACAAGUGGGUUACCCAGUGGUUACAGUAUCUGCCAGUCCUAGUGGUAGAUUUACUUUGAAACAAAAACGAUUUUUAUUAGAUCCUAAUGAUGGCAGUGACGCCUCCUUGAGAUAUACCAUACCCAUAACAUUUAACAAUGAUAUGAAGAACAAUUACACAGAAUUCACACCCAAAUUCUAUUUCAAUAAAACUCUAGACGAAGUGGCUUUCGGUAAUACUGCUCAUCACGAUUGGGUUAUAGUGAAUACACAACAAUCCAAUUAUUAUCGAGUUUUUUACGAAGCCGAUCUUCAAAAGAAUUUACGUAAAGCAUUCGAACAAGUUAAUCAUUCGGGUAUACAUGUCAGCAAUCGUGCUAGUGUGGUGAAUGAUAUUUUUGCUUUUGCUCAAAUUGGUAUGAAAGGCUAUGAUGAAGUGUUGGACUUUAUGGAAUAUUUGGCCACUGAAACAGAGUUCACACCUUGGUAUGCUGCUUUUAAGGGUUUCGAUUACCUCUAUCAACGUAUGACUUUGGCUCAACAUGACAAAUUUGCUUCUUAUCUUGUGGAAAUAAUUGACAAAGUUUAUCGGAAAUUGGGCUUUGCAAGUUCUCAAGAUACUAUUUUAGAUGUCUAUAAUCGCAAUAAUGUUAUCAGUUGGCUUUGCAAAUAUCAUCAUAAAGAUUGUAAUGCUCAAGCUCAGCAAAUAUUCCGUUUGCAUUUGUCGGCCAACACCAAGCCAUCGCCUGAUUUCCGGGAAACUUUAUAUUGUUCAGCCUGUCGCAAUGAUAAAACAGAUAUUUAUGCAAAUCUAAAGAAAAUGUUCGCUAAAGAAGAAUUAAUUAGUGAAAAAGAAAAGAUUUUACGUGCCAUGAGUUGCACACGUUAUUAUGUGUUAGAUCAGUAUGCGUUCUUAUUGUCCAGUAAUGUUUCUGCCGAUUUGAAAACUCUGGGUUUGAAAAAUUUAUACUCUCAAACUCCGGAAAAUAUUAUGCCAGUGUUUAAGCUGAUAAUUGAAAAUGUUGAGCAACUGCAAGAAGCUUUGCAAAGCUGGUCCACCACUGCUGAGAUUAUACGAGACAUUUCAAACUAUUUAACCACCCAAGAGCAAUUGUCACUUUUAAAACAAUUUACUCAAGACAAAGCCGUUGAAUUUGGAACAUCAAUUACCAUUUUGCAAGAUGCCAUUGCUACAACCGAAAGCAAUUUAAAAUGGUCGGUUAGUCAUUUGGGAAAUAUGAUACGCUAUCUGAAUAAUCGUAAACCUCAAUAUCGUUUAACUAAGGAAGUUCUACCGGAUUUAUAUGAUAUUUAUAUUAAACCCUAUCUGCAGUCUAAAGAUGCUGCUAAACAAUUUACUUUUGAUGCUGAAGUUAAUAUCACCCUUCAUGCUGUUGAAGAUAAUAUUAGAAAGAUUACUUUACACAAAGAUUAUAUAGACAUUUUGGAGGCAGUACUCUAUGAUUCCAAAGGAAAUGUUGUGGAAAAUAUACAGAACGAAGCUUUACUGUAUGAAACUCUUACAGAUAAGCUAGCGGUUUAUUUGUCUAAAGAUUUGGAGGAGAAUAAAAAGUAUACCUUAUACCUGAAGUAUCAAGGACAGAUACGUAACGGUUUAGCUGGAGUUUUUAGAGCCACCUAUGAUAAUGUCAAUUGGUAUGGCAUAACACAAUUACAAAGAAUCGAUGCCCGUACUGCAUUCCCCUGCUUUGAUGAGCCCGAAUUUAAGGCGAAAUUCCGUAUGCGUAUAAGUCGUCCUAAGGAAUAUAAUUCUUUCUUCAAUACCCGGCUUACCGAAAUAGUUAACGAAGGAAAUGGACGUUAUGUUGACUAUUUCGAAGAAACACCUAUAAUGUCUACAUAUUUAGUGGCAUUUUUAAUAAGUGAUUUUGAUAGUUUCGGUUAUCGGGACUUUAAAAUUAUCAUGCAUUCAAAAUUCAAUGGUAAAACCAAUUUUGCUUUUGAAGUGGGCGUAAAAACAUUAGAAGCUUUUGAUAGCUAUACCCAACUGCCUUAUAAAACUUUGGGCAAUACGUUAAUGCAAAAGGCUGGAUCCACACGUUUUCCACACAAUGGCAUGGAGAAUUGGGGUUUAGUUAUAUACCAUGAUUCUGUUUUAGCUCAAGAACCCGAUUAUACAGAUGGUUGGUCCGAUAAACAAUAUACUUUAACUAUAUUGGCUCACGAAACUUCUCACAUGUGGUUUGGCAAUAGUGUUACCUUUAAAUGGUGGAACUAUUUCUGGUUGAAUGAAGCUUUUGCCCGUUACUAUGAAUAUUUCAUGACUCAUGAAUUAUAUCCCGAAUAUGAAUUGGACAAACAAUUCACUGUUAAACAAGUUCAACUUAUAUUUGAAACAGAUGCUACCAAUAAUACACAACCCCUAACUAGUCUGGAGGAAACCAUAAACACACCGAGUGAAAUUGCUUACAAAUUCAGCGGUAUUACUUAUGCUAAAGGAGCAGCUAUCGUGCGCAUGUUUGCCAAUAUAAUGGGUAAAACGAAUUUCGAUCAAGCUGUCAGAGAGUAUUUGAAAGAAAACCACUUAAAGAACGUCGUGCCCGCAGAUUUAUUCAAAUAUUUGAAAAAACAUUGGCCCAAGGAACACAAAGUAGACUUGGAUGAAUUAUUUAAAGAUUGGACCGAACAAGUGGGUUAUCCAGUGGUUACAGUAUCUGCCAGUCCUAGUGGUAGAUUUACUCUGAAACAAAAACGAUUUUUAUUAGAUCCUAAUGAUGGUAGUGAUACCUCUCUGAAAUAUACCAUACCCAUAACCUUUAACAAUGAUAUGAAGAACAAUUACACAGAAUUUACACCCAAAUUCUAUUUCAAUAAAACCCUAGAAGAAGUGGCUUUCGGUAAUACUGCUCAUCACGAUUGGGUUAUAGUGAAUACACAACAAUCCAAUUAUUAUCGAGUUUUCUACGAAGCCGAUCUUCAGAGAAAUUUGCGUAUAGCUUUUGAACAGGAAAAUCAUUCGGGCAUACAUGUCAGCAAUCGUGCUAGUGUAAUUGAUGAUCUUUUCACUUUUGGUCAUGUGGGUCUUAAGGGUUAUGAUGAAAUUUUUGAAUUUAUGGAAUAUUUAGCUGCAGAAAUAGAGUAUACACCCUGGUAUGCAGCCUUCAAAGGUUUUAAUAAGGUGUAUGUACGUUUGACCUUAGAACAACAUAAAGAAUUUGGCAAAUUUUUAAUUGAUGUGCUCGAUAAAGUUUAUAAAAAACUAGGAUUUGAAAAUCCUAAUGAUACUAUUUUGGAUGUCUAUAACCGUAAUAAAGUUAUUAGUUGGCUUUGUAGAUAUCAUCAUGAAGAUUGUAAUGAUCAAGCCAUACUUAAAUUCAAUGCCCACUUAAAGGCCAACACCAAGCCAUCGCCUGAUUUCCGUGAAGUUUUAUAUUGUGCUGCUAAUCGCAAUGAUGCCAGAAAUGUUUAUCAUAAUCUCACGAUAAUGUUUAACAAAGAAGAAUUGAUAAGUGAAAAGGAAAAAAUUUUACGGGCCAUGGGUUGCACACGUUAUACUAUUGAGUCCCAUUUUGCAUUUAUAUUGUCCGAUGGCGUUCCUCAGGAUCUUAAAACCAUAGGCUUAAGUAGUUUGUAUAAUCAAACUCCUGAAAAUAUAAAAACAGUAUUUAAUCUAAUGAUCGAUAAUGUGGAGGAACUCAAAGAAGCUUUACAAAGCUGGUCCACCACUGCUGCUGUAAUCAGCGAUAUUUCCAAUUAUUUAACCACUCAAGAAGAACUUAACACUUUGAAGCGCUUUACCAUUGAAAAGGGUCAUCUCUUUGGUUCAUCAGUGGUAAUUUUGGAAAAUUCCAUUACCUCUACCGAAAAUAAUCUUAAAUGGGCCGCUUCACAUUUGGGCAAAUUGUUUUCGUAUCUCAAUGGACGUAACAGUGCAGCGACAACUACUGCAGCCCUAUUUUUAAUACCCCUCUCCUUGAUAACAUUGCAAAUGUUUAUGUAAAUUAGAUUUUGUUAAAAAAAUGUUGUUAGUUUUCCAUAAAAAAAAACAUAAACUCUAUUGAAAUUGUAGCAAUUAUGUAAAAUUACAGUAAUUAAAUUAAAACAAAACUGUAUUAUAACGAAGUGCCAUAUGAAUAUUUCGUUUAACUUAAUGAUAUUAUGCAAAUGAAAAUGUUUUACAAAUUAAAUACUUAAAAUAGUGCCAUAUUUUUAAAAACGAAAAAUGUAAAUAAAUAAAUUAAAUAAUACAUGGAUUUCAAAUGGUUACAACUUAUUGGGAUCAUUA